Molecule: messenger RNA, 6599 nt
Organism: Dendrobium catenatum
Lineage: Eukaryota; Viridiplantae; Streptophyta; Magnoliopsida; Asparagales; Orchidaceae
Product: vacuolar protein sorting-associated protein 8 homolog
Exons: 19
Coding region: 102-5921 (1939 amino acids)
Biological process (GO): protein targeting to vacuole; endosomal vesicle fusion
Cellular component (GO): late endosome; HOPS complex
Molecular function (GO): protein binding
Source: RefSeq, a predicted model, not a curated record
GAACCCUUCCUUUCUUCUGCUUUAUUGUAGGACGAGAGGAGGCGGAUCAGAAAGAAAGGGAAAAUAGGGAACGGAAGUGGAGCAAUCCACUCAGAGCUCCCAUGGAGCUCGACCUCGAUUUGUUUCUACGAUCGCGCUGUGGAGAUCUCUCUUCAGACAGUAGCGACGAGGGCGAGUCAACUGCCACCCAUCGCCGCACCGUGGACGAAAUCCUUAACGAUACCGAUUCGGAUUCCUCUUCCUCCCCAAAAGCUCUACCUUCCAUUUAUUAUGCUCUCCCCAACGAGAAUUCCACAAUCCUUAAGGAGGAACCAAGAGAUGGAGACGAUGCCAGUCAACUGUCGGCGGUUGCGGAAACCCUAGAAGAACCCUACAAUUGGAGGAGAAGAACUGGGGAACUAUCAUCAUCUUCAUACCUUUCUUCUCCGAGGGAUGCGAGCUACUCCAAUGCUUCCAAAGCUUCUUCCUCCCGAUCUUUUCCGUCACUAUUCAGUGGCGUGAAGCCGAAGCCUAAGCCUGGCGCAGCACUCGCGGCUGCUGCAGCUGCAUCCCGGUCCAUUCCUACUCCUCAUGCAGCGGCGAUCAAGUCUAAAAGGGCAAGCGGUGAAUCCAUCCAAAAGGUUUCACUGCUUGAAGACACGACAGAAGGUCUUGAUGUGGAGGCGAGCUUUGUCUCGAAAGCUUUGGAAGAACCUUGUUUUUCGUUGGUUGCCUCAUCAACUGGGAGAUUGGGAGGUAAUGAGGACAAAAGAUUAGUAGAAUCUUCCUUACCUAUUGGAUCUUCUUCUUUAUCAGGCUUUGAUGUUGCAACGCCUGAACUGCCCCAGGGAGAAGUGGUGUCUUGCGAGAAAGAGCGAUCUUUUUUUGUUAUUGAUGGAGAUACCUCUGAGAAUCUAAAAGAGGAUUUGUCCUGCUCUGUUAGUGAGCCACAAUCUUCUGUGCAUUUUGAAUCUAAGGAAGGUCUCGAGGACCUGCCUUCCUCUGCUUCAACUUCAACUGACACUCAUGUGAAUGUCCUUGAGAUGAAUGGUGAUUUACUAGCUGUAAAGAAGGGUGAUGCCAAUGCUGAAUAUGAAGUUCUUGUUAAUGGGGCGGUCAUGGAAAUUUUAGCAACUGAAUCUGAUGAUUUUAAUAUUAGUGAUGAAAAAAUUAGUAGCAUUGGAGAAGAGAGCAUGACUUCAAAUGAAAUAGAUAGUCUGGUUGGCCAGAUGGUGAAUGAGACGGAAGGCACAAAGAAUGCGGAUAAGAAAUCAUGUGCACCUAUGAAGCCAUUAGACCGGGCUGAAGAGCUCGAGAAGAGAAAGGCUUCAUCCGGUUUGCAUUGGGAAGAGGGGGCAGCUGCUCAGCCAAUGAGGCUUGAAGGCAUUCGCAGAGGCCCACCUGCUAUUGGUUAUCUACAAAUGGACCUGGACAACAUGAUUACUCGUUGUGUUUCUUCACAAACGUUCAAGCAUGACUAUGGUUUACCACAUGUCUUAGCUGUGCAUAUGAAUUAUAUAGCAGUGGGCACAUCAAAAGGGGUUGUUCUUGUCUUUCCCUGCAAAUAUUCCCCUCACUCCACUGAUAACAUGGAUGGAAAGAUGCUGACAUUUGGUUCAUCUGGUGAGAAAAUUCCAGUAGCCGUGACUUCCAUGUGUUUCAAUCAACAGGGUGACCUACUGCUAGUUGGGUACAGUGAUGGUCAUCUAACUAUAUGGGAUGUACAGAGAGGGACUUCAGCAAAAGUUAUCACCGGGGAGCAUAAUGCACCGGUAACACAUACUUUGUUUUUGGAGCAAGAUUCACAAGUUUCACGCCAAUUCAAAGCUGUUACAGGCGAUUCCAAGGGUCUUGUUCUGCUCCACACUUCUUCUUUGCUCAUUCUUCACCAUUUCUCCAUUAAGACUCAGUGCCUUCUAGAUGGUCAAAAAAAUGGUACUGUUUUGUGUGCAUGCCCUAUUGUGAUGGAUAAUUCUCAAGAUGUUGCUAGCACAUCUGCUCAAGGCUAUCCCUCGGUCCCUUCCGGUGGUCUAGGUGGUAAGGUUGGCGGUGUAGUUGGAGGUGACACUGGAUGGAAGCUAUUCAAUGGGAACCCCUCCAUAGUUGAAGAAGGUGUGGUCGUUUUUGCUACUAACCAAAAUGCUCUAGUGGUAAGGCUUAGUCCUUCUGUGGAAGUUUAUGAAAACCUUUCCAAACCAGAUGGAGUGCUAGAAGGUUCCAUGCCUUAUGCAGCAUGGAAAUGUAUAGGCCAUUCUCACGAUGCUUCUAUAGAUGCAUCAGAUAAAGUUGCAUGGCUUGCAAUAGCUUGGGAUAAGAAAAUCCAGAUAGCCAGGUUGGCUAAAUCAAAGAUGAGAAAGCACAAAGAGUGGAUCCUGGAUAGCACAACAAUAGGUGUUGCAUGGUUGGAUGAUCAGAUGUUAGUGGUUCUUACUAUCAGAGGACAACUCUGCUUGUUUUCAAGGGAUGGAGCAGAGAUUCAUCGUACAAAUCUUACCGUAGAUUGCUCUAGCAUGGAUGAUUUCAUUAUGUAUCAUACCCACUAUAUGAAUACCUUUGGAAAUCCAGAGAAAGCUUACCAUAAUUCAGUAGCAGUAAGAGGGGCUACAAUCUACAUACUUGGACCCAUGCAUCUUAUAAUUUCUCGUCUUCUCCCAUGGAAGGAACGAAUUCAGGUUCUUCAAAAGGCUGGUGACUGGAUGGGUGCAUUAGACAUGGCAAUGAGACUUUAUGAUGGCCAUGCACUCGGAGUAAUAGAUCUCCCUAGAACAGUCAAUGCUAUCCGGGAGGCCAUAAUGCCUUACCUAGUUGAAUUGAUCUUGUUGUAUGUUGAUGAAGUGUUCUCUUAUAUUUCCAUAGCCUUUUACAACCAAAUAGAUAAAGUUAGCUUAAAAGAAGACCCUAGCAUUACUGACAGUUCUGUGCGCUCGGAGAUAGCGGAGCAGUAUGCUCGUGUUGGCGGGGUCGCAGUAGAGUUUUGUGUUCACAUAAAAAGGACUAACCUUUUGUUUGAUGGAAUAUUCUCAAAAUUUGUUGCUGUUCAACAUGAAGGCACUUUUUUAGAGAUUUUAGAGCCAUAUAUAUUAAGGGAUAUGCUAGGAUGUUUGCCUCCUGAGAUCAUGCAAGCGUUGGUAGAGCAUUAUAGUAGCAAAGGGUGGUUAGAGCGAGUUGAACAGUGUGUUCUUCACAUGGACAUUUCUUCCUUGGAUUUUAAUCAGGUUGUGAGGUUAUGCCGGGAACAUGGAUUGUAUGGUGCACUGAUUUAUCUUUUCAAUAGAGGCCUAGAUGAUUUUAAGGCACCUCUUGAGGAGCUCUUGUUGGUUGUGCAGAAUAAUUCGAAUUUGGAUGAUGCUUCUAUCGGGUACAGAAUGCUUGUUUAUCUGAAGUAUUGCUUUCAAGGCCUUGCAUUUCCUCCAGGACAUGGUUAUCUUCCUCCCUCUAGAUUACCUUCAGUUAGAAAAGAAUUGCUGGAGUUCUUACUUGAAGAUUCUAAAAUUUCAACCUCACAAGUGUCAAAAAAGCUCAAAUCAUCUUGUGGAAAUUUAUCAAACCUCUUAUGUAUCCUUUCCUUGGAUACUGAAGCAGCUUUGGAUGUUCUUAAGUGUGCUUUCAACGAACCAGAGACUAUUAAUGAUCCAUCAGUGCUUGACCUAGCAGCUUCUCAUGAAAAUCUAGAAAAUCAGCAUGAACUCAAGUAUUCAAAAACCCAAGAUGCAGUGGUGCAAAGUAUUGCAAAUGCACUAAUAUCUAUUCUUGACUUGGAAUCUGACUUGGUCUCGUUCUUUGAGAUGGAUGACAAUUCAGAUGCUUGGCCUUUGAAAAAAGAUAUUCAUUUUAUACUAGAAUUCAUAGGGUAUCUUGUUGCAACUAAAAAUGCCAAAAUUUCUACAAGAGUUUUGAUGCAUAUUCUUGAAUAUUUGACAUCAUCAAGUUUAACACUACUUGAUUACAGUGAAAAAAAUAAUGCUCUUCUAAAGGAGAGGCAAGCGCUUUCUGUUUUGAAGGCAGUGCCUCAGGAAAUUUGGAAUUCUUCUUUUGUUUUGCCUCUCUGCGUGGAGGCUAAAUUCUUUCAGGCAUGUGGCUUGAUUCAUUACAUCAGAGGCGAGUAUGUUGCUGCCUUAGAUAGCUAUAUGCAGGAUUUGGAUGAGCCUAUUCAUGCAUUUUCUUUUAUAAACAAGUUGUUUUUGCAACUAGACAAUGCGGAGGCUUUAUUAUUUCAAUCAGCAGUUAUUUCACGGAUUCCUGAGCUGGUUAAACUUAGCAGGGAAUGCACAUUUUUCUUGGUUAUUGACCAACUUGAUAGUGAGAAGCAGCAUAUUCUUUCACAGCUUCAUUCUCAUCCACUUAGCCUUUUCCUUUUCUUGAAGACUGUAAUUGAUUUUCACAUAUCUGGCACUCUCAACUUUCCUGUGCCUGAAACUAUUAUAUCAAAUAAUCCUAAUGUUAGAACGAGGGAUUCAUCUAUUGAAAUUGCAGAUUACGUGGAGAAACUCUCAAAUUUUCCAAAGCUUUUGCAUCACGAUGCAAUUCAAGUAACUGAUGAGAUGGCAGAGCAGUAUUUAGAGCUUUUGUGCCAGUUUGAACGUGGUUCUGUCCUAAAGUUUUUGGAGACUUUUGAUAAUUAUAGACUGGAGCACUGUUUGAAACUCUGUCAAGAGUAUGGUGUUACAGAUGCAGCUGCUUUUUUGCUCGAAAGAGUUGGUGAUGUUGGGAAUGCUUUGCUACUUAUAAUGUCUGGCUUUGAUGAAAAAAUUGAAUUGCUUGUUUCUGCGGUUAUCAAUAAAUUUUCUGACGUAAAUUCAAGAAAUAUCUCUCAGACAGAGCAACUUGUUGAUAUCUUGAAACUUAAAGAGGCUCUGGCUGUUCAUGAUGUUUUACGUGCCUCGGUUGGCUUAUGCCAAAGAAACACUCAUCGUUUGGAUCAACAAGAGUCCGAGUCUCUUUGGUUUCGGUUAUUUGACUCGUUCUCUGAGCCACUAAGGAGAUUCUGCAGUGUCAAUGAAGCUCCUGAACGGAAAAAAGAUAACAACAAAAUGAUUGCUGGUUCUCAAAUAUUCGUGGGCAUUGAUGAAUCCUUGUCUGGACACAAGCCUUCAGAGUUUAAGAAAUGUGGUAAUAUUUUGAGGAGACUAUUUUCUCAAUUUAUUGGAGAAAUCAUGGAGGGAAUGGCAGGAUAUUUACCCGUCCCUGCAGUUAUAUCCAAGCUCCUUUCAGAAAAUAGAAAUCAAGAGUUUGGUGAUUUUAAAAUGACUAUUCUAAAAAUGCUGGGAACUUACAAUUAUGAGAGAAGAAUACUGGAUACAGCCAAAUCAUUAAUAGAAGAUGACACGUUCUACACCAUGGGUGUUCUAAAGAAGGGUGCUUCGCACGCUUUUGCACCGCAAAAUUUAAACUGCUGUUUCUGUGGUUUACCCCUUACCAAGGGGUCAUCUUCAUCAGGUAUUCGAGUAUUUAACUGUGGACAUGCGAUCCAUCUCCACUGUGAAUCUGGAGAAAAUGAACCCCAUAAAAUGCAUUCUGCUGUUGCCUGCCCGGUCUGUCAGCUUAGGAAGAAUCCAAGGGCAAGAAGCAGAUCAGCUACCAAUGAUAAUGGAUUAGUUAGUAAUUAUAUCUCUACCUCACAGCACUCGCGAGGAAACUCUAGCCUGCAACAUCUGCAUGAAACUGAUUUGAUAGAUAAGUCCUAUGGCCUCCAGCAAAUUUCUAGGUUUGACAUCUUGAAUAAUCUCCAGAAAAACAAGUCUCUCCAUAUUGAUAUUUUACCUCAGUUGAGGCUCGCGCCUCCAGCUAUUUACCAUGAAAAAAUCCAGAAAGGGCCUGUUUCUUUGACAAGGGAGAUGCUUAAUACAGCACCAAAGGAAAAAUCACAUAAAUCGAAGGGUUCACUAAGCCGAUUUCCUUUAAAAUCAAGCAUCUUUGGAACUGAAAAAAGUAAAGUUCAUUAAUCCUUAUCCAGCAGAUAAAGAAGGGAUAAAUUUGCUUUGUGGUCAUUUUGGUUUUGUUUGGGACGGUUUUCUUUUUGCUUUUUAAAGCAGCUUUUUAGUAUCAAAAAUUUUAAUUUUGUAUUAGUAAUUUGCUUUAAGAAGCAGAAAGAAAGUCAUCUCAAACGAAGCCUUUGCUUCUGGUGUUGGCAGGUACGUUUGACCGCUAUUUACUCGAGGUCCUUAGCAUACCUUGAUAUAAGGCUUGUUUAUUAUCAUUUUUUUUAAACCGCAAGUUUAGUAAAACCUAAAGAAAUAUAAUCCAACCUUAAUAAACUUAAUGAUUCAUGGUGGUAUAAGUGGAUGUAGAGCCGGAGUUAACAGUGGUUGUAAAUUUUGCUUUGUAUUUAGAGUUGUAAAUUGUAUAAAUGUACACUAGCGGGAUGUACUAGGAAUAACUUAAUUGUUCACUCUUCAUUCAUUCAUAGCAAAAGGUUGCAGUCCGCGGUUCAAAUUUUGUAAUGGAUACAUUGUACUUGAAAUCCGAUGGUGUUUUUCGUAGCUGUCCAAGAGGUUGGUUCACUUUUGGGCAUGCUACGUUUGUUUUGCUCUUCUUUUUCGAACACAUUUGGCACAGCGUCAGAACCUUGUGCCUGUACAGUAUAGUUAAACCCAAGUGCGUUAUUGUCCUUCAUUGCAUAA